This is a messenger RNA of Crotalus tigris (Tiger rattlesnake), 8478 nucleotides long. It is a transcript of the gene BTBD7, whose product is annotated as BTB domain containing 7. The record is from RefSeq and is a predicted model, not a curated record. Bases 917 to 4264 code for a protein of 1115 amino acids. Gene Ontology annotation, biological process: morphogenesis of a branching epithelium. Lineage: Eukaryota; Metazoa; Chordata; Lepidosauria; Squamata; Viperidae. The transcript is spliced from 11 exons. Gene Ontology annotation, molecular function: protein binding.
GCUGAACCGGCGCCCCAACGGAGCGCAGCAGGCUGAACGGACGGGCGCCGCAGCCAAAACGGCCGUGGAGAGCAAGGGGCAGCAGCGGAAUGAGGACGUUUCCUAUAGACUUGCAAAACAAGCCGGUCAUUCCGGUUUUUUCAUACCUUCGCGGGCAUGUUUGAAUUCAAGAGUUGGCACAAAACACAGUUGCAAGAAACAAGGUAGGGGGAAGAACGACAGAGGGCGGGCAAGCCCCGCGCGAACGAGCGCUGCAGCCACGAGCAAGGAAUCCCAAGCUCAAUCCGGCGUCGAUUCGGAAACAGGUCUCGAUGCGUUACUCAAAAGUUCUCGCCCCGAGUAAGGAUUACUACACAAUUGCAACAAGAUAAACACUCGCAAGGUCGUCUUCCUCGUAUACGUGCAGAGGGUCAGGACGAGUACCCCCAACUAUGCACAACAACAUCGAAGAAAGGCGCCACGAAACGCGCGACGGAAUCCCUUUCCCCGAUGAAUUGCAACCAGGUAAAAGAGGAUCUGCCGACGGACUCCGCGACCCACCAAACAAGUUUUUGUUCUUCUCCGCAGCCCCGACACCACCCCUCCCGAGCGGACCACGUGUCACAGGCGCUGCCGCGCAGGCUCCCUGAUUGCUCCUCCUCUGCCCCCGCCCUCCCGAGAAGUCUGACCGGAGCUGUGGAUGAAAAUGGCGGCCGCGAAGGCGGCUGGGGCAGACGGCGGAGGAGGUGGUAGGAGCCGCUGAGUCGGGCCGGUGUCGAGAGCCCAGUCGGGAGUGACGGAGGCUCCGGGCGGCCGCGAGAGACUCGCGCGAAAUGGGGAAAAAGCUCCUACUUGAACUGUGUCUGAAGUUCUAUCAUGGCUUAUGGAAUUGUGCGCUGAUGAGCCAGGAAGUGGAGUGCUCAAGUGACUAAAGAAGAUGGGUGCUAAUGCUUCAAACUAUCCUCAUUCGUGUUCCCCAAGGGUAGGGGGAAAUUCUCAGGCACAACAGACAUUCAUAGGAACAUCAUCCUAUUCCCAUCAAGGUUAUGGCUGUGAAUCUAAACUUUAUAGCCUUGAGCAUGGCCACGAGAAACCUCAAGAUAAGAAAAAGAAAAGCUCUGGCCUUGCUACCCUCAAAAAGAAGUUUAUUAAGCGCCGAAAGUCUAACAGGUCUGCUGAUCAUGCCAAACAGAUGCGUGAGCUCCUCUCAGGCUGGGAUGUCAGGGAUGUCAAUGCAUUAGUGGAAGAGUAUGAAGGAACGUCGGCCUUAAAAGAGCUUUCUCUGCAAGCUAGUUUAGCAAGACCAGAAGCCAGGACGCUGCAGAAAGACAUGGCUGAACUGUACGAAUUUAAAUAUUGCACAGAUGUUGAUCUGAUAUUUCAAGAGACUUGCUUCCCUGUGCAUCGUGCAAUUUUGGCUGCAAGGUGCCCAUUUUUUAAGACCCUACUUUCUUCCUCACCAGAAUAUGGUGCAGAGAUUAUAAUGGAUAUCAAUACAGCUGGCAUCGACCUGCCCAUGUUUUCUGCUUUGCUACACUACCUAUACACAGGUGAAUUUGGGAUGGAAGAUUCGAGGUUUCAGAAUGUUGACAUUCUCAUGCAGCUUAGUGAGGAAUUUGGAACACCAAAUUCUCUAGAUGUUGAUAUGCGAGGGCUGUUGGAUUACAUGUGCUAUUAUGAUGUGGUUCUCAGUUUUUCAUCUGACUCUGAACUUGUUGAAGCUUAUUGUGGAAGUCAGAACUGCUUAGAUGAGGAGCUCAGAGCACACAAAGCUAUUAUUUCAUCACGCUCACCUUUCUUCCGCCAUCUACUACAGAGGAGGAUAAGAACCGGAGAAGAAAUUACAGAUCGAACUCUAAGGACUCCAACAAGGAUUAUACUAGAUGAAUCUAUCAUACCAAAAAAAUACGUGAGGGUAAUUUUAAACUGUAUGUAUACAGAUUUGGUGGAUCUCUCUAUUUUGCACAGCAGUCCAUCAGUAGGGAGUUUAAGUGAGGUCCAGGCUCUUGUAGCAGGAAAGCCAAGCAUCACAAAGGCUGAAGAAGCUAUGGAACUUUACCACAUAGCACUUUUCCUGGAGUUCAGUAUGCUUGCACAAGGCUGUGAGGAUAUUAUUGCCGAGAGCAUCUCACUGGAAACCUUAAUUGCCAUUCUCAAGUGGAGCUCCCAGGCUUAUGGCUCCAAGUGGGUAUACCGCCAAGCACUGCAUUUCCUCUGUGAGGAGUUUUCCCAAGUCAUGACUUCAGAUGUCUUUUAUGAACUUUGCAAAGACCACUUGCAAACUGCUAUCCAGUCAGACUACUUACAGGCAAGUGAACAAGAUAUCUUGAAAUACCUUGUGAAAUGGGGUGAACAUCAAUUGAUAAAAAGAAUUGCAGAUCGAGAACCCAAUUUACUGAGUGGCACGGCUCAUAGUGUGAACAAGCGUGGUGUAAAGAGGCGAGAUCUUGAUAUUGAGGAAUUAAAAGAAAUCCUUUCCCCUCUCUUACCGUUCGUCCGCACUGAGCACAUCCUGCCUACGAGUAGUGAAGUACUGACAGAUUCAAUGAAGAGAGGUCUCAUUAGUACACCUCCUUCAGACAUGCUGCCAACAGCAGAAGGGGGAAAGUCAAAUGUGUGGCUGCGACAAAAAAAUGCCGGAAUUUAUGUGAGGCCGAGGCUGUUCUCACCAUAUGUGGAGGAAGCUAAGUCACUUCUGGAUGAGAUGAUGGUAGAACAAACUGACCUUGUCCGUUUACGGAUGGUUAGAAUGUCCAAUGUACCAGAUACCCUCUACAUGGUAAACAAUGCUGUUCCACAGUGCUGUCAUAUGAUAAAUCACCAGCAAAUGACCAGUAAUCAGUCCAGUCCUCCUUCAGUUGUAGCCAAUGAAAUUCCAGUUCCUCAUCUCUCUGUUGUUAAAGAAAUGGUCAGACGGCUGCAAGAGCUCCGCCACACUGAGCAAGUCCAGCGAGCUUAUGCUCUGAACUGUGGAGAAGGAGCCACGGUCAGUUAUGAGAUUCAGAUCCGUGUAUUGAGGGAAUUUGGACUUUCUGAUUCUGCUGCUGAGUUGUUGCAGAAUCCUCACAAGUUCUUCCCUGACGAGCACUUUGGAGAUGAAAGCCCACUUCUGAGCUUGAGACAGUCAGGCCGAUGUCGUGUGAACAGCACGCCCACUGCAGAAACCAUGUUUACAGACCUAGACUCUUUUGUGGCCUUCCAUCCACCACUGCCUCCUCCCCCCCCUCCUUACCAUCCACCAGCAACUCCAGUUCACAGUCAGUUCAAAGUUGGAUGGAAGCAAAGAGCCCAGAGUCAGCAUCCCUCACGUUCUUUUUCUUACCCUUGUAACCAUUCACUCUUCCAUGCCAGAACAGCUCCCAAAGCUGCCCUGCCCAAUUAUUUCUCCAGUGUGAAAGGCACACCUCCAGAUUGCACUAAUACUACAGGCCUGGGAAGACAGACAGUUGCAGCUGCAGCAGCUGUGGUGGCUGCUGAAAAGCAAGUGGGUAUUCAGCCUGUUCUCAAUGAGCUAAUGCCGGAUAUUGCAAUGGGUGUGUCAACUAUGUCUCUGAAGGACAGGAGGCUGCCAGAGCUUACAGUGGACACAGAGCCUGUUCCAGAAGUUACACCAGGACCCCCUCAGCACAUUUCAUGCAUUCAGACGAGGCACAUACAUAGUUCACGGAAGAAACAUUCAGCUGAGCAAAAACUGGAUCCUAGAGAGAAUCAGCAGGAAUAUCCCGAUUUCUAUGAUUUCUCAAAUGCUGCAUGCAGGCCUUCUACUCCUUCCCUUGCCAGGCACAUCCCUUUACCUUCCCAAGGUAUCUAUUUUGGCCCAGAUUUAUAUAGCCACAAUAAAGCAUCACCCAACGGCUUAAAAACCACUCAGUUACCUAAUCACAUCUCUCCUAAAAAACUAGAAGAUUCUAGGAGAGACUAUGCACUUUCUCAAGAAGGGCAUUCACACAGACAAAAAAAUGAAACGAUACACCUCAAUGUCUUAGAACAACCUCCCCAGCGGUUGGACUUGGCUUUGGCUGCCCAGGAGAACCCUGGGAGUAUAUCCAUUCACGCAAGGGGACGAACAAAAAUGGAAACGGAUUUAACGUAUGGCCUAACCUCUAGUAGACCUUCCCUGCCUUUGUACAGGGAAGACAUCCAUAAUGAACCAUCUAGCAGGAGAUUGGCCAACCCGGAGCCUCUGGAAAGUGAAGUCCAGAGAAAUGCAGAUCUGGAAAGAGAAGAGGUUGUGAGUAGAGGCAGAAAGUCUCCCGACUUCCUAUACAAAAAAUCUGCCCUCUGAAAACCCUCCACCUCCACUUCUUCUCCGUGCCUAAGACUUGGGAAAGAUCAGUCUUUGAAAUCCCUGGCCUGAAAUUUUCUCUGGCCAGUUUUUUUUUUCUCCCAAUGCCAGCCUCUAUAUCAUUUUUUUUAAUUAUUAUUUUUGUAUAUACAUGGCUUCAUUGAGAAAUGGCAUGCUCCAUAUUUAUUUGGAAUGCUGCUUCAGGGUUUAUGUUUUCAACAGAGUUUGCUAAAAUUCUCAAAAAUAUAUUUUAACUGGCACCUUUAAGAGGAAAAUAAAAGGUAGCCUUUUGCACCUGUACAUUAAUUUUAUUAAUUUUUAUAUUGGUAUGUUAAACUUCUACUGUCAUAUUUUAUAGGACUGUAUGUUCAUACUAUUUUGAGUGUCUUUUUUUUAAAGAAAUCAUUUCCCAGUAUUCAGUGUGCAUUAGGCUGCAUACUUAAGAUGUAUUUUCUUACUAGAUGAUGAAAAUAUCUGUCUGUAUUUUUUAAUGACAAUAGGAAUUCCAAAGAACAGCACACUUACAAAACUGCUCUGGUUCGGUUUGUAACCUUUCUGCUUUACCACUAAUACAAGAAAUCCAGUCUAAUGUGUAAGCUCUGUUUACCAAGUCUCAGGCUGUUGAUGUAGCAAGUGCUCAAUAAUAUCUGUGGCCAGGAUUUUCUUUAAAAGUGAGGAGUACAAAUCCCUUACAAUUUCUGAAAAUAAUUCUUUUCCUUUUGGAACACGAACACUUUGAAGAAACACUUUCUAAGCCCCUUGGUGACAGGGCAACUAGUGCUUCAAAUUUGUGACAGUUCUGUAGACGUGCUUUUCUGAUUCUUCAUUUUAGAAAGACACAUAGAGGGGUAAGUAUAAGAAGGCGAGAAGAAAGCAAUUGUUUUAACAUUUGACAUGGGUGUUAAUGCUACAUUUGGGUAGAACAGCCCUCCUCAGCGGAGAAGUCAAGAGGAAUGCUUACUGCCUUUUUUCUGCCUCUGAAGAAAUCAAGGGCUGCAGUUUUAGUAACGUUAUAUAUACUUCGUUUUGUGGACAGAAAGCUUAUUGAAGAGUAAUGUCUACAACUUAAUGAGCUAUAAACAGUUUAGCACUUAAUUUCUUCAUUCCUCUCUUGAAUAGUUUGGAGUUCGUUGAAGUUGAUUAAAACGUAUUGAAAAAGAGGUUCUUUGGGGUUUUAUGAAUACGAAGAGGAGAUGCUGGGCUGAUAGAUUAUUGCCACUAAGAAUGGCCAUUUCAGCAGCCCGUUGUUUCAGGUACUUGCCACUUAUUUCUCUUGCAUGGACUGGAAAAAAUUCAGUACCACUGUGUGGUAAUACCUAGCAAAGGCUUGACUUGAUAUGGUGGUUGAUUCUAAAAUACAGCUCUUCCAUCACUUGAACCUUAGCAACAUUGAAUCUUUUUUAACAUUGUUAGCUAACCUUAAAUCUAUUUUUAAAUACCAUGCUUGAGAUUGUUGAAAUGUACAUUUUGUUUAAGUGUUUUUAAUUUUUUCUGAGCUCCUUUUUAAAAGUCUCCACUAAUCUUUUAGUUCCCAGUCUUGACCCUUUAAGGGGAAACAUUGUUAAAGAGGAAUGAGAAUGAAUACCCUGUCCAGAUAGUUUACAUUACAUUAAUUUCAAGCUUUGUGUUACAUCUUUGUGAACUGAAAAAAAUACAUUCUGUGAAAAGUUGAUUAAGUAAUAAGACAGCACUCUGAGGAUAAAAUAAUCAUUUAUUGUCACUUGUCAAGCAUCUUGUUAAUAAUCUGGAAUUUAAACAUGUUUUCUGUCAAACUUGUUUCAAGAAUGAUGCUUUGCUUCAAUUUGGGCACUGAUAAAAAUAAGAAUCCAUUAUUUUGUCAUCUCCAGUAGCAGCUCGCUCUCUCUCUCUCUCUCUCUCUCUCUCUCUCUCUCUCUCUCUCUCUCUCUCUCUCUCUCUCUCUCUCUCUCUCUCACACACACACACACACACACACACCAAAUCUGUUAUGAUUUCUGAAAGUCUUUCCUUUUUCAAAAAUGAAAUUCAAUCUUUCUAUGUAUAUUGGCUUUGUCUUGUAGAGAUCAUGGAUAGAGCUGUUUUGAUAAUUUCUUGGAUUUGGGUACACUCCCAAAACAAACUAUAGAUAAGUCUAUUUUAGAUGUUAACAUUCUAUUUCAAGUAGCUUUUUUUCCUACACCAAGCCAAUUUACUAGUAAAAUGUGAUAGAAUAUAGCAAUAGCACUUAGACUUAUAUACCGCUUCACAGUGCUUUACAGCCCUAAGCGGUUUACAGAGUCAGCAUAUUGUCCCCAACAGUCUGGGUCCUCUUGUAUGCAUGAGAAACUCAAGGCACAAAUGUUCAGUCUCAAGAGUAGCUUUGAUUAUUGAUUCAGAUAAUUCAUUUAGACUCAGUUUACUUUUUCUUUUACUGUGGAAUAGCUUAUGAGAAGCAUAAAAACAUACACUCCAUAAAUGAAGUAAGCUAUCAUUUGUAAGAAAUGUUUAAGAUAAAGGUAAUUCUGUAGCAGACCUAAGGACUGUUGUACUACUUUAAUAACCUAAGCCUAAAUAUUCCCAUUUGAGCAGAAGACCUAAAGAGUUUGGAGAGGCUGCAGAAUUCUGGCUUAUUGCUUUUUCCUCUGGGCCACAUAUAAAUGGAAUAUUAAUCCCCAUCAGCAUUCGAGCUUUGUUAAUUACUAGUGUGUUUUAAUUACAUCUCAGUGAAAUUAUCUGUGGUCCUCCAGGUAACUCUUCUGACUUUGCAUAAGGAAUUUCAUCCUAUCUACCCAUCCCUUUUUUAAAGUCAUCUUGAUUUUAUCCUGUGUUUGCAAAAAGCAAAAAAACAUUUUUUUAAAAUAUAUGUGACCCAAUAAAUCAGAGGAAUGCAAUAGUUUCCCCCCCAAUUUUGCUUAAACAAAUUAGUAAAAGAAAUUGUGUCAUAAUUGAAAUUACUUUUACAUUCAGGUGAACAGGUAAUUUACCAUGAUAUGUAUUUAAAGCUUUUGUCUUCAAAAUGCAGGACGCACAAUCAACAAAAUCUCAGCUCUUCCAUGUUACUGUAAUAAAUGAUUAUGUAUCAUUUUUCAAAGCACAGUACAUUUUUUUAAAAAAAAUCUUAAUGAAGUAUUGGAAUAAAUCCAUCCAGAGUCAUUUCGAUAUGAGAUGGGUGGCAAAUAAAUUUAAUAAAUAAAUUUGUUAGAAGUCCCAAGUAUUCUGUAAUCACAUAUAUGGCAGAGAUUGUAGCUGAACUAACAUAAAAUAGCUUCAGAUAAUUGCUAAUAUUGUUUUGAAUGCAUCCUGCAAAGGAAAAAGGGGUUUUAAACUGCAGCUGGGAUCCAUUUCCACACAUGUACAAUAUUUGAGAAUGUUUAAAUUUUUCAUAGGCACAAGGAGCUGCUUUACCAGUAUGUGGUCAGCUGCAUUUUUCAGAAGACAAAGGGCUACUAUUGUAGAGGGAAGUGCCACACAAGGCAUUUUGACAUCCACCCAAUGUGUUUACAAUUUUUUUUUUUUUUUGCAAUACUUCAAAGCUACUUCUUGUAGUCCUGCAAGCUUAAAGUAAAAUUGCCCUGCUAGCCGUUUAGUAUAUCUUGUAUUUAAGCUCGUCUUUCGGCUUUUUCUGCCUGUUAAGGAAUGGAAAAAGGCUAAUAUCUUCUCUUUCAAUACUUUUUUUUUUUACCUUGAAAUAUAAACCAUUUCCAUCUGUUAUGUAAGUUAUUUUGAAAAGGUCUGGAGAUACCACUUUUACUCUAGUUACUUCCAAUGACUGUGUGUUUGUUUAUAUGGUGGAUGGAUAUUUGUGGAAUGUUGGGGAAAGCUGAAGGAUUAAAACUGAUGUUUCUAUACUUGUAUGUAUUUCUGAAAGAUGUUAAGUGUCCAUGAUAAAAUUCUUGUGCUGUUACUGGUAUAAAAAGUGCCUUCAAUGCUAAAGGCUCAGAAAUUUUCUUAAACCCACUUCAUGUCCUAUGCAAGUGUUUUUUCUACAACCUGCAUAACCAGUACUUUGUAAAAUUUGUUUACGCUUCAAUUGUACAUAUUAUUUUUAAGAAAAAUAUAAUUUUUAUUUAGGUACCGCCUAGAAUUGAAUUCUAGUCUUGUGUGAUGCAUUGUAAAACAAUACAUUUCUCUUUUGAGUACCAUUAUAAUUGUAAAAAGGUUUUCACCUAUUUUUCUACUGUUGCUGAGAAGCAUGUUAACACUGACUUUAUCUUACAUAUAGUUGGUAUUUCAAAUAAAUGGCUUGUCUAGAAAAA